This is a messenger RNA of Penicillium lagena, 1848 nucleotides long. Its product is annotated as MFS transporter. The coding region runs from base 1 to 1848 and encodes 615 amino acids. The transcript has a single exon. Gene Ontology annotation, biological process: xenobiotic detoxification by transmembrane export across the plasma membrane. Gene Ontology annotation, molecular function: fluconazole transmembrane transporter activity. Lineage: Eukaryota; Fungi; Ascomycota; Eurotiomycetes; Eurotiales; Aspergillaceae. The record is from RefSeq and is a predicted model, not a curated record.
AUGGCGACUCUCGCCGCUGGGAACGAGGCAUCUCUGCCAUCCCGAAUCCCUUUCUGGCGGUUAAUUUUCGACCAAAAAGUGAUCACCGACCAGGUCGCCAGCUAUCCCUAUGCCGGCUCAGGCACGGAAAAUGAUCCAUACGUCGUGGUUUGGAUCGACGGCGACGCCCGCAACCCCAUGAACUUCGGGACUCUCAAGAAAUGGUCCAUCACGAUCCUUGUCUCGUUCGUCACGCUCGCCGUGGCCCUGGUCUCCUCCGCCUUCUCAGGCGGCAUGGGCCAGAUUGUUGAGCACUUCGGCGUCGCCGAGGAAGUCGUCUUGCUCGGCGUGUCACUGUUCGUGCUGGGGUUCGCUAUCGGGCCUCUAAUAUGGGCGCCGCUCAGCGAGAUCUUUGGUCGUCGGCAUAUCUUCACUGUUAGCUUUGCCUUUUUGACAGCGUUCAAUGCCGGCGCCGCAGGCGCGACUAAUAUCCAGACGUUGAUUAUUCUGCGUUUCCUGGCGGGCUGUUUUGGGUCUUCGCCUUUUGGGAAUGCCGGUGGGACUAUCGCGGAUAUGUUCCCUGCGUCGCAGCGUGGUAUUGCGAUUAGUUUCUUUGCCGCGGCGCCGUUCCUGGGCCCAACUAUUGGUCCUAUUAUCGGUGGGUUUCUAGCGACAGGGGCUGGAUGGCGCUGGGUGGAAGGUUUUCUGGCUGCAUUUUCGGGUGCACUCUGGCUGUGCGUGAUCUUCUUGCUCCCAGAGACCUAUGCGCCCGUUCUGCUGCGCCGACGAGCCGAGAAAUUGUCUGAAAUGACAGGCAGUGUGUACCGCAGCAAGCUUGAUAUCGAGCGCGGCCCGAUCCCAAUGGGAAAGACGCUUCGAACGGCACUCUCCCGUCCCUGGAUCUUGCUGUUCCGCGAACCUAUCGUGUUUCUGCUCUCUAUCUACAUGGCCAUCAUCUACGGCACCCUAUACAUGCUCUUCGCAGCAUAUCCAAUCGUCUUCCAAGAAGUGCGCGGCUGGAGCGAAGGUGUGGGCGGCCUAGCCUUCUUAGGAAUUCUUGUGGGAAUGGUCCUAGCCGUCAUCUACACCUUCCCCGAAAACAUGCGCUAUGCCAAAAAAUGCAGCGAGACCACCGACCGACUCGCCCCGGAGGUUCGCCUCCCACCCAGCAUGGUCGGCGGUAUUGCCCUGCCUAUCGGAUUAUUCUGGUUCGCAUGGACCAACUCUGCAUCCAUCCACUGGAUGGCAUCCAUCGCCGCUGGGGCGCCGUUCGGGUUCGGGAUGGUUCUCGUCUUCCUCAGCGUGUUCAACUACCUCAUCGAUUCAUAUACCAUAUUCGCCGCGUCAGUGCUAGCAGCCAACUCUGCGCUGCGGUCUUUAUUCGGCGCCGCAUUCCCGCUCUUCACGACAUACAUGUACGCCAACCUCGGCAUCCAUUGGGCCUCAUCGAUCCCAGCAUUCCUAGCCCUCAUCUGCGUGCCCUUCCCAUUCAUCUUCUACAAAUACGGAGCCCAGAUUCGUCAGCGAUGCACCUUUGCCGCUGAGGCUGAUGCGUUCAUGCGACGGCUGGCAGAGCAGAAUCAGAACCAGAACCGGGCUGAAAUUGAGCGCGAGGAGACCGUGCUGGAUGCGGAUGAGAAGGAGCCUGACAAUACGGCUGUAGCAGACGACGCGCAAAGCUCUUCUGAUAGCGAGAGUAUCUCUACUGUGCCCUCGCGCACCAUCGGCCGGUAUGCCUCAAGGGCAUCACGCCAGUCGGGUCGGUCGAUGCAUCGCACGCCGACGGCGACGCAGUAUGAGGAGAAUCCGUACGAUUUGGAUCUGGUGAAUACGCGCCAGUCGGCAAUUAGUGGCCUUGGCAAGAAUUAG